CGGCCAAGAAACGGCUGGGCGAGGGUUGAGAUCUAGACCAGCGGGCUACCUAUAUACGAGUCGCCCGAGUCGUCACAGAAAUGGCGCACACGCAUUGUCGCACUAUAUUGCGCUGCCAUUGCCGAUGGUUGCAUUGGCGAUGGCGAUAGCAAUACCUUGUUUUUGUUCCACCCGAGCCAACCGAUCCAAGGGGAGAGAGACUGUCACCGCUCUCUCAGACUCUUGCUUCACACUGGGUCUGUUAGGUUACUCUUGUGCAUCGGCGAUGGGCGGGGCCUUUGGAGGGAGAUGCCCUUUACAAAAUGCCUCGUCAAUGGCAGCAACUCAUGCUCCUUGCAAACUGCGUUUCGAUUGGGGUAAGAGCAGGCACCGCUAUGGGCAUUCGGCGGCUCAAGACUUGCCCCAGAAAGACCAGACGAAGCGCGAAAGCGACAGCAACAACGCAACACGCACGCAGUAACGCACGCAGUGGCGCACGGAGCAUAUUCUCGGAUUGGCCCGAGCUGUCGGCAACAAAUCUCACUGGAUGCGCAAGCGCUUGACCACCAGGGUUGAUAUGUUGAAGCAUU
Messenger RNA from Colletotrichum phormii, 569 nucleotides. RefSeq lists its product as uncharacterized. The transcript has a single exon. The record is from RefSeq and is a predicted model, not a curated record. Bases 125 to 460 code for a protein of 111 amino acids. NCBI's taxonomy places the organism in Eukaryota, Fungi, Ascomycota, Sordariomycetes, Glomerellales, Glomerellaceae.